Molecule: messenger RNA, 1541 nt
Organism: Setaria italica (foxtail millet)
Lineage: Eukaryota; Viridiplantae; Streptophyta; Magnoliopsida; Poales; Poaceae
Product: peptidyl-prolyl cis-trans isomerase CYP37, chloroplastic
Exons: 12
Coding region: 85-1392 (435 amino acids)
Biological process (GO): protein peptidyl-prolyl isomerization
Molecular function (GO): peptidyl-prolyl cis-trans isomerase activity
Source: RefSeq, a predicted model, not a curated record
GGGAAUAGACGGCGACCACCGCCACGACGGCGACGGCAGGGACGGCAGUAACGGCCACCAUUCCCUUCCAAUCCCUCGCACACCAUGGCGUCGCGCGUGGCCGCGAUGGCGCUCGCUGGUGCCCGCCCCACGGCCCAUGCUCCCUCGUCCGCGGCCGACACCGAGCGCCGCGCGUGGAGGACGCGGCUUAGCCUCAACCGCCGCGGCCGCGGCACUCCCGGCCUGAUCGCCCGCGCCUCCCACCGCCCCCCCUGCGCUGCUGAGGGGGUUAUCCAGUGGCUGAGGAGCGCGGCCGCGGCGCUGGCCAUCGCCGCCCAGAUUUCCGUGUCGCUGCCGGCGGACGCGGUCCUCUACUCGCCGGACACGAAGAUUCCGAGGACCGGGGAGCUGGCCCUGAGGAAGGCCAUCCCCGCGAACCCAAACAUGAAGAUCAUACAGGAAUCGCUAGAGGACAUCUCGUAUUUGCUGAGGAUACCGCAGAGGAAGCCGUACGGUACCAUGGAGGGCGAUGUGAAGAAAGCCAUGAAAAUUGCAAUGGACAACAAGGAGGCAAUCCUGGGAAGCAUACCUGCAGAGCGCAAGGAAGAUGGUGCCAAGCUAUAUACUUCUCUGCUGGAAGAGAAGGGUGGUUUGCUGACUCUCUUGAAGUAUAUUAAGGAGAAUAACCCUGACAAACUUUCCAUAGCACUUGCUUCGUCACUUGAUACUAUUGCUGAAUUGGAGCUGUUGCAGGCUCCUGGUCUGUCCUUUCUCCUGCCCCAACAGUAUUUAGAAUAUCCAAGGCUAACAGGGAGAGGAGUUGUUGAAUUCACUGUUGAAAAAGGUGACGGUUCAACAUUCUUUCCUACUGGUGGUGGUGAACCAAAAAGUACUGCUACAAUUCAGGUCGUCAUUGAUGGCUACUCUGCCCCACUGACUGCUGGAAACUUUGCAAAAUUGGUCUUGGAUGGGGCAUAUGAUGGGGUAACACUGAAAUGUGCGAGUCAGGCAAUUAGUGCAGAUAAUGAGACCGGAAAAAAAGGGUACACUGUUCCACUAGAGGUCAUGCCUGCAGGACAAUUCGAACCAUUGUACAGAACUCCAUUAAGCAUUCAGGAUGGAGAAUUGCCAGUCCUGCCGAUGUCGGUAUAUGGUGCUGUUGCCAUGGCACAUAGUGUGGAUUCAGAUGAAUACUCCUCACCAACGCAGUUCUUCUUCUAUCUUUAUGACAAGAGAAACUCUGGUUUAGGAGGAAUAUCGUUUGAUGAAGGACAAUUUUCAGUUUUCGGGUAUACCACUGAUGGAAGAGAUGUUCUGACGCAGAUUAAGACCGGAGACAAAAUUCGUUCUGCGAAGCUUGUUCAAGGCAGAGAACGCCUUGUGCUGCCAUCCGCAGCGCCUGAAGAGAGCUGAUAUUUCGACCCGAGAAUUGCAACAUUCUUUACAGUGAUCAGGCAACCAACAUUUUGUACAUCCAAGCCACUAAACCUGACCAUGCAGUUCAUAAUCAAAUAUAUAUAAGAAUAAUUGUACAUGAAACCAUUUUUCUGGUGUGUUGAUCA